CUUUGCUGGAGGGCUGUGACGAGUGGUGUCCGUGACACCGCUUUGAAAAUCACAGCUGACAGAGCGCAGCUCAGGGAGCUCUAUUGGGAUGCAAUAUUGCUAACGGAAAGUGGGUUUCUCGACCCAAGUUACCAAGAUUACACCAGCUUCCAGAGGCUCGUGGUACGAGAGGUGGGUAAAACGCUCACCAUUCACGAUGGAGGACAUAAGAUGCAAUCCACCUGGGCCCAAAAGGCACCUUGGCGACUUAUAGGGCUUUCAUACACGCUUCUUUAUUUCCCGGACUGGUACACAGGUUGUAUAUGGUGCAAAAAUGACGCGACGCGGCUGCAAGUCGUGUUAAUGCAAGAUAUUCGGGAUGGAGUGAAGCCGCUGCUCAUGGCCCUGAUGGAGUAUGCCUCGACUUUGGGGCUCGUAUGGCUGCGAUUGAAUUUAUCGCGGGAUGUGCAGGGGAUUAGAGAGCUGCUCCGAAAUUUGAAUUGGCUGGGGGGACGAGUUGUACCAAACGAAGAUAGGUUCAAGGCCUUAGAGUCCUUGACAUCGGUGGAAUGUACCAUGUUUUCUGACGAAAGAUACGUCGUCGUCGAAUUUGAAUGUUGA
Lachancea nothofagi CBS 11611 is the source of this 600-nucleotide messenger RNA. The record is from the annotation of a GenBank genome assembly. Lineage: Eukaryota; Fungi; Ascomycota; Saccharomycetes; Saccharomycetales; Saccharomycetaceae.